CAAUUUUCUCUUUUCAUACAAAUGACUAAACGACCGUCUGAAGAAGACGACUUUUUUAUAUCUGACCAUGGUUUGAACACCGAAUCAGAACUUGACAUACUACGAUCAAAAUUAUCUCGACUAGAAGAAGAAAAAAUAGCACUGAAACAUAAACUUGCAGAAGAAAAACUUGCCUACUUGAUCUCCACCUCAUUUGCUGAUAUUAUUCAAGAUCCAAGAAGACAAAAAGCUAUCGAUAUGAAAGAAGUACACAAGAAGAUUAUACAACAAACGGUUGCAGCGACACAAGCAAGACGCGUGCAAGAAGUCAUGUCUAGUUACAGGUUAGCAGGAUACACGACAUUCACUUUCCAAAACAAGUACAUGGGGGUUCGACUGGAUACUUUUUAUAACCGACAUUAUUAUGAACCAUACUACAUAUUCCUCCCCAAAGAUAAACCAGACAUCAUUGAAAGACAUACCGUUCCCUUUUUUAUUCCUAUCAAGCUUUUGGCAAAACGUCUUCUACCGGACAAUUUGGAUUCAUUGCUUCGAAUACUUCAUGAUUUAUUGUUGGCCUAUGUAGCAAAAAGAGAACAGGUCAAAGCAUUGAAGUGUCAUGUGGACACAUCGAUUAUUAAGGUGAAUGUAGAUGAUGCCUCCUUUUCUGCAGUAGAAAUCAUUGUACCUGAUGAAGACCCAAGGUAGAUCAAACAGAUACAAUGAAACCACUUUAUAUAUAUAUGUUGGGUUAACACUUCUUUUUUUUUUUACUAUUAUCAUGAUGAUGAUGAUGAAUGAUAAUAAAGUCAAAUGAUAACUGUGACUCUCUACUAUAAUAAUCCUUCCUCUAUGUAUCCAAGCCGAGUACGGGUUCGGAUGUCAAAGCGACAAUUGGAGAGACGACAACAUAUCGAAGAUCAAUUUAUGACCAAACCCAUGGUACAAGCAUACAAAGCCGCCUUCAGAUAGCCUUUUUAUUUUCUUUCCUUUUUGCAUCUUUUUUUUUUUUUUUUUGUCAACCA
Messenger RNA from Halteromyces radiatus, 1004 nucleotides. RefSeq lists its product as uncharacterized. The transcript is spliced from 6 exons. Bases 22 to 687 code for a protein of 221 amino acids. The record is from RefSeq and is a predicted model, not a curated record. Lineage: Eukaryota; Fungi; Mucoromycota; Mucoromycetes; Mucorales; Cunninghamellaceae. Gene Ontology annotation, cellular component: kinetochore; Mis6-Sim4 complex.